AUGAGUGCUCUACUGUCCGAGUCUGACCUAAACGAUUUUAUCAGUCCCGCCCUUGCGUGCGUCAAACCUACCCAGGUGAGCGGGGGCAAGAAGGAUAACGUUAACAUGAACGGAGAAUACGAGGUGAGCACGGAACCAGACCAACUGGAGAAGGUCUCUAUUACCCUAUCAGACUGCCUCGCGUGUUCUGGUUGUAUAACGUCUAGUGAAGAAAUCUUGUUGAGUAGCCAAAGUCACUCGGUUUUCCUGAAAAACUGGGGGAAGCUUUCGCAGCAGCAAGACAAAUUCCUCGUUGUGAGUGUCUCGCCACAAUGCAGACUAUCUCUUGCGCAGUACUACGGCUUAACAUUGGAGGCGGCCGAUUUGUGUUUGAUGAAUUUUUUCCAAAAGCAUUUCCAGUGCAAGUAUAUGGUUGGAACGGAGAUGGGCAGAAUCAUAUCGAUUAGCAAAACCGUAGAGAAGAUCAUUGCGCAUAAGAAACAAAAAGAAAAUACCGGUGCGGACCGCAAGCCUCUAUUAUCUGCUGUGUGUCCGGGAUUUCUUAUAUACACGGAAAAGACCAAACCGCAGUUGGUGCCUAUGCUGCUCAAUGUCAAGUCGCCUCAGCAAAUUACGGGCUCGUUGAUCAGAGCUACGUUCGAGAGUCUCGCUAUCGCGCGUGAGUCCUUUUACCAUCUGUCGCUGAUGCCAUGUUUUGACAAGAAACUAGAAGCGUCAAGGCCAGAAUCGCUUGACGAUGGGAUUGACUGUGUCAUUACGCCACGUGAAAUAGUGACAAUGUUACAAGAGUUGAAUUUAGACUUCAAGUCGUUUCUUACUGAGGACACAAGUUUAUAUGGGCGGCUAUCACCGCCGGGAUGGGACCCGCGAGUCCACUGGGCGUCGAAUCUGGGAGGCACUUGUGGUGGCUAUGCCUACCAGUACGUAACGGCUGUCCAACGACUACACCCAGGAAGUCAGAUGAUAGUUCUGGAGGGUAGAAACAGCGACAUUGUCGAGUACCGAUUGCUGCACGAUGAUCGCAUAAUAGCCGCCGCCAGCGAGCUUUCCGGGUUUAGAAACAUCCAAAAUCUGGUGCGUAAACUGACCUCGGGCUCCGGGUCAGAGCGCAAGAGGAACAUCACCGCUCUGCGGAAGAGACGAACAGGUCCAAAGGCGAACUCACGCGAGAUGGCGGCCGCCACGGCCGCCACGGCCGAUCCCUACCACUCGGACUACAUCGAGGUAAACGCGUGUCCGGGUGCAUGCAUGAACGGUGGUGGCCUACUCAAUGGCGAGCAAAACAGUCUCAAGCGGAAGCAGUUGGUUCAGACACUGAAUAAGCGUCACGGAGAGGAGCUAGCAAUGGUAGAUCCUCUAACCCUGGGACCCAAGCUAGAAGAGGCGGCAGCCCGCCCGCUUUCGCUAGAGUACGUCUUCGCGCCCGUCAAGCAGGCCGUCGAAAAGGAUCUCGUCUCUGUUGGGAGCACCUGGUAA
Messenger RNA from Saccharomyces cerevisiae S288C, 1476 nucleotides. It is a transcript of the gene NAR1, whose product is annotated as iron-sulfur cluster assembly protein NAR1. The record is from RefSeq and is marked reviewed. The transcript has a single exon. The coding region runs from base 1 to 1476 and encodes 491 amino acids. NCBI's taxonomy places the organism in Eukaryota, Fungi, Ascomycota, Saccharomycetes, Saccharomycetales, Saccharomycetaceae. Gene Ontology annotation, cellular component: cytoplasm; nucleus.